Molecule: messenger RNA, 4287 nt
Organism: Branchiostoma floridae (Florida lancelet)
Lineage: Eukaryota; Metazoa; Chordata; Leptocardii; Amphioxiformes; Branchiostomatidae
Product: sperm receptor for egg jelly-like
Exons: 28
Coding region: 1-4287 (1428 amino acids)
Biological process (GO): detection of mechanical stimulus
Cellular component (GO): membrane
Molecular function (GO): calcium channel activity; protein binding
Source: RefSeq, a predicted model, not a curated record
AUGGAGGUUUCGUUGCUUCCAUUGUUGGUUCUGUUGGCAGCCUACAGCUUGUCCAUAACUCCGUGUGUGUCGAUGGACUUAGAGUUCGGCACUUGCGAGCCCAAGGCGCAAGUAGGGAACAAAAUCUACGUCAUAGUGGACGAGACCAUGGUGACGUACAGCCAGGCUACAUCAACCUGUGCCAACCUGGGGGGUCGGCUGGCGUCCUCGCGAUACGAGAGUUACAGCGACGCCUACGAGAAGAUAAUGGAUUGGCGUGCGUGGGGUUGUCCAGAGGAUAUAUGGCAUAGUUUGAUUCCCGCAUGGGUGGACGUAGAAAGGGACCGCGGGGGAGCUGCCAUUUGGAGGCACGGUGUGGAUGGAACGGACGUUUUGUCCACGUACGAGGAUUGGGAGACCACGCAUACAGAUGAGCCAAUAGACGACCUUACCAAGAUGUGCGUGCGCUUUGAUUGCGUAACUUAUGGGCCUUAUAUGUAUGAUUGGUAUGUUGCCUCUUGUACGGACCUGGCCUACUUUGCUUGUGAGUUUGAGAUGGAACCUGAGGACGGUCCGGAUUCUCCAUGUUUCCCCACGGUUUUUCUGGACGCCGUGAGCCGACCUUACGAAAAGCCGUUACAGCUGUUACGAGCUGGGGAGUUCUCCAUUCAUGGACGCAUCACUGACCUGGAUUGCCACGAGUACCACAACGUCACCUACCAAUGGAGGGUUCGCGAAGCGAUAACGGAGGACUCUACUGUUCUCAUGAACCGCAUAAGCGGCGGCUCAAGAUACAACGCUAUCGUUAUGAACGACGCCUCUUUCACCAUUCCGCGCAACACGCUCACUGGAAAGUACCUGUUGGUGCUGUUCGUCUCUGUGACGUAUGGUGAAAACAAUGACGUCACCACGGCAACAGUAUCGACAUGGAUUGAGAUAGAACAAUCGAAACCCCGUCUUCUGAUCAUCGGGGGCUCAAAAAGGUCCCAAAGUGGUGGCCACCUGAUGAGUGAAUCUCCUGACGCGGAUGUGCAUGAUCCUUCAGGGAUUGUGUCUCCAACUACGUACAAUGAGCCGUGGAUCUGGACAUGUCGGCUUCCUGGCGGGAGCGAUUGUGACCAGGUGUUUGAGGUGCGCAGGGAAAUGCAAAGCUCAGGCUUUGAACGUCCUAAAAAUGACAUCAUCUACAACAGGACACCUAGCCGGGAAGGGAAGGCGACGUCGGGAACAUUCAUCAUGCGAGUUGAAUUUAGUGGCAGAUUUAACUCCAGAAAAGUCUCCUACACCCCUUAUGAGCAAGAAGUCACUCUUAUCCCUGCAGGCCUUCCAACCUGCAGAAUCAGAUGCGACAAAACAGACAACUGUGACUACCUGGCCACCAAGUUUGACCAGAGACUCAGGCUGUGGACAGAGUGUCACAUGAUCACCAGCACGCGAGAUCGAAGAGUUUAUCCACGGAAGCUGGGACCGGAGUACUCCUACCACUGGAGCCUGAAACAGUUCCCGGAGGAGUUCAGCGGCGGUGGUCUGGAGAACAACACUCUGACAGGCCUGGAUCAGUCGGAACUCAUCGUCAAAAGCAAUGUGUUCACUGUUCCAGGAGAGUACAUCAUACGGCUGGACAUCCUGACAAACGGUACUCUCUGCACCUCCGGCAACUGCAGCUAUGCAGAGUGGAAGUUCACCAUCCCGGUUCCGCCUGCCAACGCGCGUCAACCCGUCUGUACUGGAGACUUACCGGUACCGCUGUCAUCGGUCGAAUGUAACAGAACACAGCCAUACAGCAACCUAGACGCUUCGUGGACGGGAGAGGGCUGUGAAUGCCGGGAAGUCUCCAACCUUUGUACCGCAGGCCCGAUGGAGGGAAUCGCCCUGACCACCAGAUUCGACUUGAGCUGUCUCGACUUUGAAGGGCAAGGAGCGAUUCGCUACGAGUUCUACUACAGAACACGGGCCACAGCGUCGGUCAGCACCCUGACGACUUCCGGGUUCGGACAUAACAACUUAUUUCAGUAUGGAAUGUCGGGGUCACCACUUCCGUUCAAGUUACCGUCCGGUCUGGCGUCCGAUGACUACAAGGUCUUCAUUUUCGUGAAGAUGAUCGACCAGCUGGGGACGAGUAAAACAAGUGAACUGGAGCUGACGGUCCGACUGCCCGCCUUUGAGGAUCUGCUCACCGCUAUUGACGUCACCAACGCGGAAGUGGAGACCACCAUCCGCUGGGGAAACGAAAUGGAGGCCGUGCACUUAAGUACCAUCACAGCAGCAACUCUCAACAACAUCCGCGCAGAAGGAGCGUAUGGGGACGGGGACUGGAGGAAGGCCCGACAGGGGAUCAUCUAUAACGUCGGCAGAGUUCCCAUAGAGAGCGUUGAAUCCGUCAUCCAGUCAUCCGAGUCUCUUAUCCAGGCCACUCAUUAUGAUGACCAGGUCACGGCAGACGCACAGACCAGUGCAGCGGACCAGCUGUACAACAUGGCGCAGUUUGUUACCCAGAAGGUUACCAAGAGUGACAUCUCACAAGACAUGGUGGAGAGGCUGUCUGGAAUCAUCUUUACAGGAGCCUUUAAUGUCUUCAAAAGCUCUGAAGUUGUUGCUGGUUGGAAACACACCGGAACCGGGCCACCUGAAGAUGCCAACACGACCGAAGCAACUUUGCACAAGACUAGAAACGCCACCACCACGGCUUUUCUGGCCAUAGACUUACUUACGGACCAGAUUCUGAAGGGAAAACGUCUGGUCGAAGACGUGACAAUGAUAUCAUCACAGGACUUUCAGGUCGUGGUCAACAGGACAGACUGCCUCACGUGGUUCAACGACGUGAACUCCACCGUGCACUUCACCAGUUUUGAAGAAGGGACCUGGUUUCGACUGCCGCCAUUACCAGUGGUUAUAAGGGGAUACGCUCGCAAAACUUUGAAUCUCACCGGUGACAUAGACGAGGACCAGCUCAGGAUAAUCAGGAGCAAAUUCUGUAAAGCCAAUAAGCUUGGAACACAGGUUUUCAACAGCCGAUGGAGGAAUCCGUUUGAGUACGCCACGAACUUCAGUCACCGAGAUUUAGACAUAGGGAUAGGAGGGCUGCACUUCAGUGACACCUACGAAAUGAAGGCAAUUUCUGGCCUCGAGGAGCCCAUAGAGUUUUCCACCCUGAGGCACAACCAGUCCGUGGUAACUGCAGGGUUUGAUGACGUUGCAGUAGACGGGACAGUUGUGUACACCGCCUUUACGACCAACGGCUCCAUCGGCACUGCAGACACUUUCAUCUUCCUGGCGCCCAAGGAUCCUCUGAUGUCCCCAACCUUUACCCUGUACCUGGCUUACGGCAUCAAACCCAACGUGUCUCUGGAUCUUUUCGACCUGAGCACCACUCUUCCCACCCCUGCUAACAUGGGCUAUUCUCUGGAUCUUUCCACGGAGGAAAACGUCACGCGUACGGUGACGUCAGACCCGUACAGCUGGCGCGUGCGUCUCCGUGACGUGGAGAUUGGGGACGGCAACGACACCAACUGGUACCUCGGAAUUGAGCCUACAAGCGUGGAUGGAAUGGAUGACGAAGGUCGCCCAAAGCAGCCCGGAACGGUGUCAUUUUCAGUCUUCAUUGAACCCGUAGAGUGCGUCUUCUUUAACGAGGAGGACCAUUCCUGGGACCGAAGUGGUUGUGAGGUUGGACCUUUAACAACUACAACCCAUCUCCACUGCCGCUGUGACCACCUGACCAAGUUUUCGGGCCUCACUGGUCUGGUUGCACCAAACACGAUCAACUUUGAGCGCGCUCUGAAAGGGUUUCUGCUGAAGAACCUGAUUCAGAAUCCCAUCGGCAUCAUGACGUGCUGCGUCCUGUUCGCCUUCUACAUCACCUUGUGUGUACCCUGGACAAGGAAGAAUGACGCUAAGGACUUGGGAAAGGUACGUCUGCCUCGCGUGCUAGUAUCUAAACUUUGUAGGAAUUUUUUUCUACAGAAAGAAAGACAAAGAAAGAAUAGAAGUAAACCAAUAAGCAGAUACUUAAGGCAACAGCAGAUAACCACCGCAGCAAUCUUCGAUGACACGAAACAUCCCAAACCUCGCUACUACCUGAGGGUUUUCACCGGGCCGAGAGCAAACGCCGGGACAACAGCCAAGGUGUCCCUGAUGCUGCAUGGGGCGACCAGGGAGUGCGGCCCGUUCCUCCUGCACCAGCCCUACUCCGCCAUGUUUGAGAAGGGAAACAUGGCCGGGUUUGUUCUGUGCACCGAGACGGACCCGGGCUGGCUCACCCACGUGCGCGUGUGGCACGACAACUCCGGCAAGGAGCCGUCAUGGUAA